AUGCUUCAAGACUUGACGCACCACAAUGAAGCUUUGCACCGUGAGAUCGAGGAGCAGCAGCGCAACCACCCGAAGCCUGAGAACUCCAGAGACGGCUGCCGUGAUGGGGAAGACUUCGGCGCAGGUGCACGUACACUGCAUGAUGGAGAAGACUCCUUGUCAGUCCAGGCGGCUGAGCUUCGAACGGCCCUUGCAGAGGCUUACGAAGAGCUCUCAAGAUGGCAACAGGAGCGCAGAGGUGCCUUGGCUGCUGCGGAGCAAGGCCUCACGCUGCUGAAGGUCCUGAGCAACAGCAGCAAGGUCGAGGAAAUGGCAGCGCUCCUCAAGGUCUCUGACUGCCUCAUGGCGGUUGGCAAGGGCAAGACGGCCGUGAUGCGCGGGCAGGAAGCCGCACAGCAAUGCAGCGAGACCGGGGAUGUUUGGGCCGGGGUCAUGGCAUUGCAGGCACGCUCCGCCCGUGCGUCCACAACGCAUGACUGGGAGUUGUGUGUUUGUUGCCAGUUCUGCACCCUGGCCCUAUUCGGUACCGAACUAACUAGAGGGUCUGCUUUCCGCAGGUGUGUUGGCUAG
Molecule: messenger RNA, 570 nt
Organism: Symbiodinium sp. CCMP2456
Lineage: Eukaryota; Dinophyceae; Suessiales; Symbiodiniaceae
Source: the annotation of a GenBank genome assembly